AUUAAGGUGGGGACUGGUGAGCGUGUAGCUUCAGACUGGACUGUUCGCUGUUUGGCAGGUUUCACCGCAGUUUCCUUAGUUAUUCGAGCUGAAGUCUUUACCCCCGCACCCCCCCCCCCCCAUUCUAGUAAAUCUCUGCACCCUCUCAUACGCCUUGAUAUCCCCCUAAAGUCUGGUGCCCAGAAAUGGACACAGCUUUAGCCUAAUCAGGCUUGGUAAAGGCCUAGCAGUGAACUUCCUGUUGUAAAGCCAAGGAUCCCCAACACCUUUUUAACGGCCUUCUCAACUUAUGGCCCUUUAAGGACUUGCUUCUGUUCCUACACCGGCUUUACAGUAGCACCAUUUCAUUUAUAUUGCCUCUCAUACAUCCUACCAACAUUGUACGUUGUCGUUUACGGCACAGAAGGAGGCCAUUUGGCCCAUGGAGUAUGUGCUGGCUCUCUGCAGAGCAAUCCAGUCAAUCCUAUUCCUCUACUCGAUCCUGGUAGCUCUGAAAGCCCUUUGUGUCCAUUCAGUUUCUUUUCGAAGUCAUUGAUUGCUUUUACUUCCACCACCCUUGUGUGCAACAGGUUCCAGGUCAUUACACUUGCUCCAUAAAAAAGUUUCCCCUCACUUUUGCCCUGUAUCUCUUGCCCAAAAUCUGUGUUCCCUAGUCCUUGUGCCAUCAGCUAAUAGGAACAGCUUUUCCUUGUCUACCUUAUCUAAGCUGUCAUAAUUUUGUACAACUCCUAUUAAAUCUCCUCUCAAACUCCAUUGUUCCACAGAGAACAACCCUAGCUUCUCCAACCUAACCUUGUAGCUAAAAUCUCUCAUCCCUGGAACUAUUCUGGCAAAUCUCCCCUGCGCACUCUCAAGGACUCUCCCAUCCUUCCUAACGUGUGGUGACCAGAACUGGGCACAAUACACUGUAACUUCUCCUGUCUGGAAAUCCAUUGUUUGGAAAAACCACUUGGCUGGAUAUUUUUUGAGUAAACCCAAGCAACUCAGACUCACCACUUGACUGUUGAGGUACUGCAAGAAAUCGAGAAGGCAUGGGCUUACCUGAUCUACGGAAACACGGGACUUUGUGAGCUGAUUGACUUUGUAACCUUGUGCUGUGUUUUCCCGCGCUAUACAGUCACCCAUCACCUGCCAUUUUCUACCCUCAGUCUGCUUGCUGAAGCGCUUUGGAGCAGACCCAAGUAUUCCCAGAGUAUAGUUUGUUUUUUUUUAAAACCCUCACCAUGACCUCUAAGAAAAGUGCAGCAAAACGAUCAUAUUAAAUUGAACAAAAAUGUCCUCACUGUGUCAUCGCAUUUGUUACCGAUGGUCUUUAUUGAGAAUCACUGGCCUAGUUUUGCCUUCAAAGCAAGAAACAAAGGUGUUGCCUAUAGCAUCGUACAGCCUUCAAUCUCGGUCUCGUUUCGAUAUAUAUCGAUGCCUCUUAACUGAAAAGCUCUGGAGGUUGAAAAGUUCUAACUGGAGUUCUUCAGCAGCAGACUCACCACCAAGUGAAAAAGAUGGCAGUGCAUGGUUCACAGAAAGCAGUAUUUUGCUAAACACGAACCAAAACCAUGGCGAAGCAGAACCGUCUAAUCUGGCCAUAGACGUACAACCUGUGGUAUUAGAUGGUGCCCCACCCCAUUCUCCAUUUGAAGAAAUAUCUGAAGAAGAAGCUUUGCGAAUUGAGGCACAUCCUCCACUCCCUCCAACCUCUUUUACCCUGCGUGACUAUGUUGACCAGUCUGAGACUCUAACCAAGCUGGUGCUCCUGGGUGUGGAUCUUUCUAAAUUAGAAGGGCGACCGAAUGUGGCUAAUAUGCUGUUACGAUUGGAUUUUGAUAGAGAUGUAAAAGAGCGACUUCUAUUCCUAAAAGAUGUGGGAGUGGACGAUCAUCUCCUUGGAGCAUUCCUCACCAGAAACCCCUUCAUUUUGACUGAGGACAUGGAGAAUCUACAGAUGAGAGUGCAGUAUCUGCAAUCCAAGAAAUUCAACAAAGGAGCCAUUUCAAGGAUGGUGUCAAGGGCCCCUUAUUUGUUAAACUUCAGUGUGGAAAGACUGGACAAUAGGCUGGGGUUCUACCAGAAAGAACUGGGGCUAAAUAUGCAGAAGACUCGUGAUCUGGUCACCCGAUUCCCCAAACUCUUAACUGGCAGCUUGGAGCCAGUCAAAGAAAAUCUCAAAGUUUGCCGGAUUGAGUUGGGAUUUCGUGAAAAUGAAAUCCAGCACAUGGUAACCAGUGUCCCCAAACUUCUCCUGGCGAGUAAGAAAAAAGUGACUAGACUGUUUGAUUACUUGCACAAUACUAUGGGUAUCCCCCACCACCUGAUUACAAAAUUUCCUCAGGUAUUUAAUACAAAGUUUCUGAGAAUUAAAGACAGACAUCUGUUUCUUGAACACUUGGGACGAGCCCAAUAUGAUCCAACUCAGCCUAACUACAUCUCGCUGGAUAAAUUGGUUGUAACACCUGAUUGUGUAUUCUGUGUAGAGAUAGCAAAAGGCACAUUGCUGGACUUUGAGUCAUUCCAAAAGACACUUUAAAUUAUUUCAGAAAGUUUCAAUAUGCGCUGAUGUAGGGUCAUGAAUAUUUUUCCUGUAUAUCCAAUGACUACAUAAACUACUUCCAGAUCAUUGUGGUUUGCUGAGAGCUAUCUGACAAUGAACAAAAAAAAAUCAUUUUUACCUGUAUUACGUACUUUUUAAAAUUCUUUCACGGGAUUAAGAAUCGCUGGCUAGGCCGGCAUUUAUUGCCCAACCCUAAUUGCCCUUGAGAAGAUGGUAGCGAGUCACCUUCUUGAACCACUGCAGCCUAUGCGAUAUAGGUACAUCCACAGUGCUUUUAGGGAUACUUCUCUGAAUCUGACUGUAGAUGAGGUUUUGUAUGCUCUGAAUCAACCCUCAUUGGAAUGGAUUUAAUCUUCCUAGAACUAAUAUCUGCCAUUAGUGCUUGCCAGAAAGUUGCCACCUUUAUUCACUCCGUGUUAGCAGGAUUGAAUACAGGACUGGGUGGUGAAUACAGCAUACAUUUGCUAAUAAUAUUUUCAUGGCAACUGGACUAAGGAUUUCUGCUUAUGAUGUUGAAAAUCAUGUAAAUUCUUUUGUGAACCAUCAUAUUAAGAUGCAAUAAGUUUAUUGUUGCAAACAUUUAUCUUUGUGAAACUAUGCAGUGUUGCUCGAUUAACCCUGAAUGUAGAUAGACUAUAACUUUACAAGUAAUAUUAUAAAUCCUGAGUUUUGUACAUUUUUGGCUUGCAAUCAAUCUACCAAACUACUGCUGGAAGUACACAGCAUCUCUCAGGAUCUGUACAUAGAUUGUGACAGACCUACUCAGUUUAUCCAAUGGUUGCUAUUAUUUCAGAGUCAGCAGUUGAAGGUUUUUAACCUAUGAAUAAACUACUGUGAUAUUUA
Molecule: messenger RNA, 3388 nt
Organism: Carcharodon carcharias (great white shark)
Lineage: Eukaryota; Metazoa; Chordata; Chondrichthyes; Lamniformes; Lamnidae
Gene: mterf3
Product: mitochondrial transcription termination factor 3
Exons: 8
Coding region: 1274-2521 (415 amino acids)
Biological process (GO): mitochondrial ribosome assembly; regulation of DNA-templated transcription
Cellular component (GO): mitochondrion
Molecular function (GO): double-stranded DNA binding
Source: RefSeq, a predicted model, not a curated record